UGAGGCUCGCAGCAUGACGGCGCACUACAGCCGUGACUCAAACAGAAUUUCAUCUUUAACAUAAAUGCCUAAUGGGAUCGGACGGCUGCAAUCAUUUCAACUGGAGCUGUUUAGUUUCUGGUGCUGACUCGAUGAGUUUCAGGCUUCACACCAUCUUUCUGAUCUGUUUCCAAGACGUUCUAAAAUGACCUUCUCCAAUGAGCAACAUGCACAGACAGAGGUUGGUGUAUAAAAAGCUGCAAGUUCCUGAGCACCAAUGGAUGACCACCAGAAGAGGAAUUUAACGUUUUUCACCAUCGGGCUGAUAUUUAUGCUGAGCGGCAUAGAAUACGCUGUCAUUCUGCCAACAAUAUGGAAGUACCUGCAGAUUCUAGAGGCCCCACCUUACUUCCUGGGUCUGGGCCUGUCUGCCUUCAGUCUGAGUGGGCUCCUAACAGGCCCCAUUUUUGGACUCUGGUCAGAUCGGAGCAAAACUACAAAGUCCAUCAUCCUUUUCUCAAAUGUUUUUGAGAUUGCUGGUAACUUCAUGUAUUUUGUUGGAUAUUCAAAGUGGCUGUUGCUGUGCAGUCGUCUCGUGGCAGGUAUCGGUGCAGGAGCAGGCUCCUCCAUCUUCGGUUUCCUGACCCGGAGCACUCGGCCAGAGGAGCGCGCCGGUAUCUUUGCCGCCAUCAUGGCCGCUCGGCAAGCCGGCCUCCUCAUUGGGCCCGCGUUCAACCUGUUCCUGCGGCUGUGUGAUUUCAAACUGGGGCCCUUUGUUGUGAACAAGUAUACGUCUCCUGGGAUCUUCAUGUGCCUGUUGUGGGUGCUGCUCCAGUUUGCGGUCCUGGCUAUGUACUGGGAUGUACCACCCAUCGGCUCGGAGGAGGGAGCAGCAGGGGCGGUGAAUCUGGAGAUGAAAAGGGAAGGGGAGGAGGCGCCGCUUAUGGGGUCUGACGAGGAGCCGGUGAACACCUACAGGGCCCUCGGCACCGACCGAUCGGAGAGCUCGGCCUCGUGUGAGAUGCAGCCUGUGAACGGAGCCUCGAACCCUUUCAAAAACUUCAGCGCCAGCAGAGAGUUCCUGAGAGAAGAGGUGGUCGUUCUCCUCACGGCUCAGUUCAUCACUCUCUUCAAUCAGACAGCGUUGGAGACCAUGGUGACUCCUCUGACGCAGCGCUACUUUGGUUUUGGCGAGCUGGGCAACAGUCUGAUGUACAGCCUGUGCGGGGUGGAGGUCAUCCUGGGCUUCUUCUUCGUGCGCUGGCUGAGCAGCAAGGUGGCGGACCGAGCCGUGCUGGCAGUGGGCCUGGUCAUCUGCUGCACCGCCUGUAUCUGGUGCCUCGUCUUCCUCUGCAACCCGCGAGGUGGUUAUGGAUGGGAGCUGUCGGCCUUCAUCAUCGGAGUGUUUCUGCAGCUGCUUGGGCUUCCCUUCGUGGCCGUGUCUCAGGUGUCUCUCUUCUCCAAAGUUACUGCUGAGAAAACACAAGGAUUCAGCCAAGGUGUCAGACGCUCAGUCGGGGGCCUGGCCACCAUCUUGGGGCCUUUGUGGGCUGGAGGACUGACCAAUAAUUUGUACAUAAUGCUGGGCAUGAUGCUCGCUCUCCUCCUGAUGAUCACAGUUAUGACGGCGCUGUCCUACGACCGGCUGACUGAGCCCAGGGCAGUGCAGUGUGAGCACAGCUCUGACAGCGGAGGAUAGAGCUGCAGUCUGUCUGAAGAGCAAGCGAGGCUAAAGACGGACGGAGGGAAUGCCCUUCACAUCUGAGAGAAUCAAUACAAGUUUACUGCAGAGGAAAGUGUAUGAGUGUGGAAUAAAAAUGUUGAAAACACACACUGGACCUCAGAACCUGCCACAGAGGUGAUCACACUUCACAGGUAAAAAAAAAAAAACCAAACUGUGUGUGUUUUUGGGCUCUGCAGCUUCUCUUCUGCUUUCAGAUGUUAUUAGAAUCUACCAUGUAACUAUUAGACUAUUAAUUAUAUUUUACACAAGGGGGCACCAUUGCUCUCAUGUUGAAUAUUCAGAGGCGUAAUUGAAGAUGAAAGCUAUUAUUUUUAAACUGAACUAUUUAUAUUCCCUGGUGUUGACAAAAAAAAAUAAGAGAGCAGGUUUUUCCAUGUGACCCUUGUACUGAAAUUUUGUUUCUUGUGCCUAGUCUGUCUUCCAGUAAAAAAAACAACAACAAAAAAAACUCUGAAAAUGAAACAGUUGACACAAUGAGUGCAGAAGUGGAGUUGUCAACAUCUUAGCAGCUCCAUGUCAGUGUAGCUGAUAGAAGAGGAGGGUCAAAGAGAGAGAAGCUUUAUAGAUUUGUUGCUGCGUUUUUUAUUGUGUUGGAGUAAAACUAGACACUUAAAUAUAAUCCCAGACAAAUCCAAAAGCCUUGGAUGCAAUUUAAAAAGUUGUUAUCUGAAUCUGUUCCUCCACAACUUGUGCAAAUGAGAAGCUCCUGAAUUAAAAAACAAAUUUAAAAA
Amphiprion ocellaris (clown anemonefish) is the source of this 2454-nucleotide messenger RNA. It is a transcript of the gene mfsd8l2, whose product is annotated as major facilitator superfamily domain containing 8-like 2. Gene Ontology annotation, molecular function: transmembrane transporter activity. The record is from RefSeq and is a predicted model, not a curated record. Lineage: Eukaryota; Metazoa; Chordata; Actinopteri; Pomacentridae. Bases 257 to 1678 code for a protein of 473 amino acids. Gene Ontology annotation, biological process: transmembrane transport. The transcript is spliced from 12 exons.